Aspergillus alliaceus is the source of this 3426-nucleotide messenger RNA. RefSeq lists its product as uncharacterized. The transcript has 2 exons. The record is from RefSeq and is a predicted model, not a curated record. Bases 303 to 3182 code for a protein of 959 amino acids. NCBI's taxonomy places the organism in Eukaryota, Fungi, Ascomycota, Eurotiomycetes, Eurotiales, Aspergillaceae.
CUUUGAAGAUGCCUCGCCUCCUCCCAAUAGGAUCUCUCUCGGUCUAAACUCUCCCAUUUUCUCAGGGAUCGGGGUUCGCAACAAAACUCUUUCCCUUCGCCGCUCUCAAUUGGCUUUGAAUUGGUCUAGAGCACAAGCUAUCCUGCCAGCUGUAGCUUCACCUGCACCCAAUUGCCCCUCUUCCCCCUGAAACCUCCCCUGUAAUUUGAGAGGCCUUCUCAGUCUGGCAUCGAAUCGGACUAACAUUAUCCUCAGUAUAUCUUCUAGUCUACCCCUGUUCAGCUUCAUAAGAUCCAUCCGUCAUGACAACACAGCCUGCCCCCGCUAUUCCCCCUCGACCGUCGAGGUCGCCUAACCAGCAGGGCCUUGCACCUACAGAUGUGCCCAAAAUCCCGCCACGUCCCACUCAGCGCUUCGACCGCUCCGUGUCUCCUUUACGAGACAGCUAUGCACCGUCUCCUUUGAACGAGCCACCUAAUGGCUCGAGUAUGAGUCGCUCCGUUUCCCAAGACGUGCCGCAGCGACCCCCAAGUGUGACGAUACCUUCACUUGGUGAAGAAGGUAUUGAAUACGAAGAUUUGAAUGUGGCAAAUAUAUCUGAAAGCCGUCGGGAAAGUCAGCACCUAACUCCCGCAGAGAUGAGGAACGUGGGCAGCGAUCUGAAGCUCCAUGCGCCAAGACCGUCUCUGCCUUCUUCCAGCGCCAAGGCCAAGGUGCAAGCCGUCACACGGACAGAUUCUCGUCAGGCUGCGGCAGCAGGUCUUGGUGGAACGGUAUCCCCUACUCCUGAUGAGCACCAUGAACGGCGUACCCGCUCGUUACAAUCUAGAACAAGUUACUCGCGUGCGGACUCCUCAACGUCCUUUGAUCGGCCGCUGUCUAUGAACGGCGAUGAACAUGGAAUCCCGGAGAUAGGACAAAGGGUUCCAAUGUACCCUAAUGCGGGUGACGUUCAAGCCCCUUCGCCAAGUCCCUAUGUUUUAGAACAGCAGUCAGGCCAGCGCUCUGGCCGCAGCCAUAACCGAACCCGAAGUGGUCGUGAAGCUUCUCUUCCACCUGGAAGCUAUGGGCUUCAUGGUCAUGGUAUGCAGCCUAAUGACAGGUUUGAGAAAGCCUGGUAUGAAAAGCACCCAGAAGAAUAUGUCAAGGAAGAGCAGGGCCAAUAUGGCCCUGGCGUUGGGUCGCCGCGACCAGAUUGGGCUAUGAGUAGUGAUGAUUUGAACAAGAUCGUUCGGGGAUCUGCGGUGACCGGGAGUGGACUUGGUACGUCACCUGCAGUAGUUGGAACUCCAGAAGAGGAGGUUGGGUACAUUGCCUCUGAUGAGUACACUCAUCGUCUACAAUCGCCACCGCCUGAAUCGCGCCGUGGCUCUCGUCUCGUUGCCGAGUCGUCCUUGCGCAAGGAAAGUCUACCUUCCGCCCAAGUCGAGGACCAGCAGGAAACUGCAGUCGCUAAAGAGACCAACCACAAGCCAGAAGAGCCAGGGGUAAUCCACGUUGAUGAGCCAUAUCACCAUCUACAUCAUCCUGACGGCUUUGCCCAAACCCCAGGCCCGGAAGACCCUUCUCGCAUGUCUGGGGAGGGUGAUGUUGACGAUGCUGAGCCUAUUCUGGCAGCCGACGAGGUGCGCCCAGAAUCUGCUUUCCAGCAUCCUGCAGUGUCCCCCACAUUUGGCAGAAGGGAAAGUACGGAGGUCGACAGGAGUCGCACGCCAAGCGUCAAUCAUAGUCGUUCGAACAGUAGAUCUGCAAGCCAUCACAACAGUCUUCCCACUCUGGCAAGGCUCAACUCACGCGACGAGCGGGAAGAGAGCCAUACUCCUCUUGAGGAUGUUGAAGAAUACGAGCCCCUGUUCCCCGAAGACGACAACGAGGCGAAAAAGCCUGUUCCCACUGCCGAGCGCUUGAAACAACGUCCUGAUAUGCUCAAGCAUCGGUUCCCUAGCCAAGACAUCUGGGAGGAUUCGCCGAAUAGCUUACAACUACAGGCUACGGUGUCCACGCCGGAUGUUCCUAAACAUGAAAACUUUGAGACUCCGGAGCAAGAGUCAUUCCGUAGAAGCCAAGCUAGCCGUGUCGAUCCACACAAGGUUGCGUCGCAGAUUUUGCAGUCAGAAGAACACCAUAACGUGCAGUCUAUCUCACGCCCGGACAUUGCCAAGCAGCGUUUCCCUAGCAGGGAUAUAUGGGAAGAUGCCCCAGAAAGCCAAAAACUGGUAACCACAGUAGAACCGUCAGAAGGAGAGAUUAAGAGCCCAGAUGUGGGGACGAAACCUAACAUUCCAUCUCGGCCUCAGAAGCGUCCUCCAGUAGAUGCUUCUACGAAGCCAGUCACCUCGCCUACUGAAAAACGGCAACCGCCUUCGAUUCCUGACCGCCCUAAGCCCCAAGUUCCGACCCGGCCAGCGAAGCCUGUGUUCCCUGGGAAUGGUGGAGAGUCUAAGGAUACUACAGCAAAAGCGAAGCCAGCGGUGCCAGCACGCCCGGGAGGCAGCAAGAUCGCAGCUUUGAAGGCAGGGUUCUUGUCAGACCUAAACUCACGUUUGCAGCUUGGCCCUCAAGCGCCGCCGAAGCCGCAAGAGAAGGUAGAAGAGGCCCCGGCAGAAAAAGCCCCUCUAAGUGAUGCUCGCAAGGGAAGAGCUCGUGGCCCUGCACGGAGGAGGCCAGCCGCUGACAGUACGGGUGCAAAGUUGCCGACAAUCCCAGAAGUCAGGAUCACUGAAACUUGGAAUGUCUGGCAGGUUGGUGAGGACGGUAAUCUGAUCGUCGGCAAGAAAAACUCGGUGGACCAAAAGAAAGUCGCCGCUCCUGAUACGACAUCCUCGGAGGACAGCACCAUGGCUCCCCCGAUAGCGAAGAAUACUGCCGGAGAACCGGCUGAUCCUCAGCCAACAGCAUCUCCCGAAGAGGAUCCUGCACCAUCAAGUGGUUCAACCCCAGCCGAGACCCAGCCGACAUUCACCGAGACGACUCACUCUGUAACGAGCUCUCCUGAUGGUCAGGGUCCUACUGUAGUGCCUACGGCCAAGCAAGACGAGCCCGAGGUACCCUCUGAAGCAGUAUCUACCGAAGUCGAAGCCGGCAAAAAGCCCAGCACUUCAUCGGCUGAGUCAGGAGUAGAAGAUAUUGCAGAAGUUGCAGCUGCGACUGCCGAUGGAAAGAGGCCCUCGGAGGGUGACUGAGGAAAUAUGCUCAAACCGUAGUCAUUUUGCGUUGUCAUUGUUCUCCUGUUUCUUUUUUUAAAGUUUUCCAGCCAGUAAAAGGCACACUACCUCCUGUGUAGCAGUCAUAGAAUUUACUGACCUAGUAUUUUUUGCAAGUCCUUCAUUGGACGUAAACCCACCCUGGGUUUGAGUACAUCUUGUACCUUCCUCGGGCAAUCUAUGCCAUAGUAUACUAAUCGUAGAAGUGAAUUAUAUGGUUAAU